AUGGGCAGUAAUAAUUUCGAAAUUCAAAAAUUAUCAGCUGCUAUUGAAUCGGAUAACGAAACCGAAUUCAGCGAUUGUACAAAUUUAUUAAUUGAAGGUAGACUUAGCACGACUAAUGAAUAUACUGAGGAAAGUACCCACUACAAACGAUUAACUGUCGACGAUAUUGCAGAAUCACUCAAUUGUGGAUUAUUCCAAUUUACUUGCAGUGCUGUCUGCGGUUUAUGCUUUACAGCAGAAGGUUUAAUUAUUCAAUCAUCAAGUAUUAUCGUUAUGUCAGCUUGCGAUUUAAAUAUUAAUGCAGACAAUCGAAUAUGGUUAAGUAUGUCUUUACUCAUUGGUAUUGCUGUCAGUAGUGCGUUUUGGGGCCGAUUAGGAGAUUCCUAUGGUAGAAGGAAAGUGUUAUUACUAGCUUUGUCUAUGAAUGUUGUGUUUACAUUUUCAUCAGCUUUUUCCUUUAGCUAUGAAAUGUUAGUUGUAAUGGCAUUCUUUAACGGCUUAGGAUGUGGAGGCGUACUUCCAGUAACAUUAACUUAUGCAAUUGAAUUUUUCCCUCGAAAGUAUCGAGGUAUGGCAGCGUCAUCAUCCAAUGCCUAUUGGUGUUUUGGUAAUAUUUAUGCCGCUUUAAUGGCACUUUUAAUUAUCACACAAUCGGUUGCAAUCUCUGUUGGUCAGGUUACUUUAACGGGUUGGCGCAUUUUCCUAAUAGUUUGUGCAAUACCCCCUUUGAUAGCAUUGAUUAGCUUAUCGUUAAUGCCAAAUAGUCCUCGAUUUCUGAUUAAACAGGGAAAACGAGAGAAAACAUUAAAAGUUUUACAUGCAAUACAUCGUAUUAAUAGUCAGUGUCGUACUCAACAUGGAAAUCAACCAUUUUGUAUCAAGUUAUCCGAUUUACCAACUAUCGACGAUCUACAUCUAUCAGAUGAUGUUGAUGAUGUUAAUGACGACAAUGAUAUAAGUAAAAAUAUCGACUCUUGCUAUUCUAAAUUACAACGUUUCCUGAGACAAUAUGCAAUACUAUAUUCAAGAAAAUGGCGCAAGCAAACAUUAAUGAUUACUGUUAUUUGGUUUUUAUAUUGUUUUUGUACUAAUGGUCUAUGGCUCUGGCUACCAACAUUUUUUUCACUUUAUACUCAUGGACAAAAAUGUCAAGGUCCUUCCAUUUCAAUUAAUUCAAGUCACAGCAUGAACACACCAGCAUUAAAUCAAUCGUCAAUUUGUAUAGCAAAUACUCAUGAUACAAGCAUUUAUCGUGAUUUAUUGCUGACUACAUUUGCCACUUUAAUUAUCGAAGCUACAUUCAUCCCUGUUAUUAACGUAUCCGGUAGGAGACUAUUAUUUAGCGGAUUAGCUCUGGCAACAAGUAUAAGCAUAUUUAGUAUUUGGCUCACUAAUACAUCAACAGGUGUACUCGUAUUUUCAUGUCUAUUUACUGGGCUAUCUGGCGCCGCAUGGACCAUAUUAAAUGUAUGGACUUCUGAAUUAUAUCCAACACAGCUGCGAUCAACAUCAAAUGGUUAUAUCAAUUUUUGUGGUCGGAUUGGAGCCGUUAUAGGAACGAUGACAUUCGGUUUACUGUUGGGACUUGGUUGCAAGUUACCUAUUAUUAUUAUGGGCACUGCGUGCUUUAUAGCUGCAUCACUUGCAUUAUUUCUAUCGGAUACUACUAAAGUUGAAAUCAAUUAA
Trichoplax adhaerens is the source of this 1686-nucleotide messenger RNA. RefSeq lists its product as uncharacterized. Gene Ontology annotation, cellular component: membrane. The record is from RefSeq and is a predicted model, not a curated record. Bases 1 to 1686 code for a protein of 561 amino acids. Gene Ontology annotation, molecular function: transmembrane transporter activity. NCBI's taxonomy places the organism in Eukaryota, Metazoa, Placozoa, Uniplacotomia, Trichoplacea, Trichoplacidae. Gene Ontology annotation, biological process: transmembrane transport. The transcript has a single exon.